This is a messenger RNA of Entamoeba invadens IP1, 1575 nucleotides long. RefSeq lists its product as hypothetical. The transcript has a single exon. Lineage: Eukaryota; Evosea; Mastigamoebida; Endamoebidae. The record is from RefSeq and is a predicted model, not a curated record. The coding region runs from base 1 to 1575 and encodes 524 amino acids.
AUGUUUUAUCUAUUCUUUUUAAUUGCCACACUCAGUGCAGACUUUUGUGACUUUAAUAAUGAUGGACACUUUUAUGAAGGAACUGGAGCGUGUCCCGAGACUCAAGGUGUUACUUACAGUUAUAGACAUAUACAAAUAGACAAUAUCCCAUAUGAGACCAUCACACUUGAGGAUGUCGAUUCUUUUGUAGACUUUGGUUCGAGCACUUCUGAAUGUACUGCAAAGACAAUUAUAGUCAAAAGAUCAAAAGGAUUUUCGAAUGUGAAAUACUACUUUUUUAAAGGGACUUUUGAAAUCCAAUUACAAGGAAACUUUACAAAAAAAGUAGCACUUGGAAAUGAUGUUGACGACCUAAUUUUCCAUAUUGGAGAUUCCAAAAUAUCUUUCACAAAUUCCGAAGAUCUCAAAUAUGUUGUGUUGUAUAAAAACGCUCCAUCCCAAAGUGCAAACACUAUUGGAUUUACUGGGAAGUUCCAAGUGAAAAACACAGAGACCUUUGAUAACAUGUGCGACGUGACUUACUCAGGAAAUGAUUUAGAGUUGAUCAACACAAACGAGUUUGAACAAAAGAUGUGUGGAGAAGUGAAUUAUUAUAUCAAAUGUAAAGGUGCGACAUCAUCGCAGAUCACAUGUGACACCAACAAAAUCAACAUGGAUUUAGCAAUCAAUUCGACAACUUCUUUCACUUUAUAUGGUUAUAUCGGUAAAGUGUUUGUAACAACUUCUACCGCUCCAUACAUCAAAAUUGUUACAACUACAAGUGGUGAUGAUGUGAAGAUCUCUGCACUUGAAAAUGCAUACACUUUGAUAGUUUUAACUAGUGACAAUGGUAAAGUGACUGCAACUAACAUAACAAGUGGCGACAUUCAAUUUACAAACAACAAUAAAAUGGUUCUUUCAACAAGCGCAGACAUUAAAUUGAUACAAGCCGAAAGCGUCGAGGUCACAAUUAAGGCGACAAAUGGGAAGAUGUGUAGUGUAGUGGACAGCACACUAACAGUGGGUUCUACUGGUGAUUGCGCGACGGUGAAAUAUGACAACGGAUUCACAUGCGUUGCUGACGAACCUUCAGAAACACCAAGCGAGUCUUCGGAACAAAGUUUGUCUUCUUCUACUGUAAUUUCAUCGGGCUCUCCAAGUCCCUCUUCAGACGAACAAAGUGACGCCAGUCGUCAAUCAACUGAUUCGAACAAUUCAAGUGAUGAAGAGUCAAGUAGUCAGAGUGGUGAAGACAGUAGUUCAUCACAAAGCACAAGUUCGGAUGGAAGUGAGUCAGUGUCGUCUUCAAACAGUCAAGAGAGUUCUAAUGAUUUAGAUAAUAGUUCAGUUACUAGUAAUAAUAGUAACGAGAGUAAGUCGAGUGGAGACUCAAGUGAGGAGAGUGAAUAUUCUAAUAACACAUCAAGUGACAAUAUAGAGUCUUCAGACAAUACACAUAAUGGGUUGAGUGGUGGUGCUAUAACUGGAAUAGUUUUGACUGUGUUAAUAUUGGUCAUAUUGAUUAUAGUGGUCUCUGGUCUUCUAGUCUAUUUCUUGCUCAUCAAAAAGAAAAAAUCGGAAUUUAAUCAGUUUUAA